UAGCACUAGGAUGCAUCAUAAUAAACUCUUGAAAGCUACGUGCAUUUGUCAUCACAUAAGCAUUUUAUAGACCAGUUCUUCUGGCCAAAACAAACUAACAAAAGGGUUCAAAAUUGCUCCAAUCCAAUCUAUGUGUCUGCAUGUGUGUAUAUAAAUGCAGACUCUAAUACAGACCAGCAGAAGAAUGGUGGGUGCCUACUAAUUUUAAGGACCGUUAGGUUGAGAAACUGAGUAGAAAAUUGGAUGUGUCACAGUGGUUUGUGCUUCUGGUAACAUCUGCAGUUGAAGCUCUCCUAUUCUCUGUGCAAGUUAUUGUUCAGCCCGCGAGCCUGAACAAGUUUUCAGUAAUCGGCACAACCAAGAGUGAGUCUGGUUUCCUAUUAGCAUCUAAACAGGUUCAUUUCAGUUGGAGAUUCUUUAGUGCUGAAACUAAACAAUGGAGGAAAAGUAUGAUGAUGGGGAGAAAAUUGGGUCAGUGAAAUCAACGCUGAAUUUUUAUGUGGAGAGAAUGUCUGAUAGCUAUUCUCCGAAGAGAAAAAACCUGAAGGAUGUCUCAGAGAAGCCAUCUCCAACAAAGAGGGAUGUACAUUCGACCAGGAGGGAGACAAGUCAAUUCAGGAAUAGCACAAGGGACGCGGAAGCAGCUAGAGCCAAGACAGAAUCAGAGCUUUUUGAGGCUAAAAAGACUGUUAAAGAUCUGGCUUCCAGAAUUGAGGAAUCAAAUUCCAGGGUUAAAAAGAUUGAAGAACUCGAGAAACAAACCAAGUCAAGAGAGCUUGGACAAGACCAGAGAUGCAAUAGAAGAGAGGACGAUCGGUAUGUAGAAAUAAUCAAAGAACUGGAUUACAUAAAACAGGAAAUCAGAAAGCUCAAGGCUGACAUGGCAUUUGUGCUAGACCAAAAGAGGGAUGCAGAGAAGGAAACUGAAGCAUCAAGUUCAAAAAUAAAGUCUUAUUCAGGUUCAGUGGAAGUACUCAGGAAAGAAAUUGAUGAACUUAAUGAAGAGCACGUCCUAGUUGAACUGGCAAGGAUGGAGGCCAAUAAGGAGUACAAAGAAAUUGAAGCUAAGCGAAAAGAGGAUGCCAAGCAGCAUUCAUCAGUACUAGAAGGAACUAGAAAAAAAGUGAGUGAUCUGAAUGAUCUCUUUGAAGAAAUCAACAGUACUGAAGAGCUUCAAAAUAAAUUGGCCAAUACUACUUAUGAUGUCGAUACACUAAAAAAUGAACUAGCAUUGGUUAUGUCAAAGGACACUAAGAAAUCAGAGGGUUUAGAAUAUGCGGAAAAGGGAGAAGAAUCGGAAUCUCCAUCUUUCUUACAGUUAGUGUUGGAAGAAUUGGAAGCUGCAAAGAAAGAACUAGCUCUAAUUAAUGAAGAAGGUUUUCAGUUCACAGCUUCCAUGGAUAUCAUAAGAGAUGAAGUAAAACAUCUUUCUGAAGAAAUUGCUCGACUAAAGAAAACGGAAGAGAAGGCAGACUUAACUGUUCAAAGUCUUAAUUCAAAGCUUUUGAGGGCAAAUUUGAAACUGGAGGCUGUAUGUGCAGCUGUAAAGGAGGCUAAUUCUAUGUCAACAAGUCUCGAAGUUGCUCUUGAACAAUUAAAAACUGAAGCUGAGGCGGCGAAGAGAGAAAAGGAGCUUAUAAGUGAAGACACUGCAAAAAUGAAAGCCGAAGUUCCUAAAAUUGAGUCGGAAAUAGACAUCUUGCAGGCAAAACUGGAAGCUGCAAUUCAAGAGCUAGGCUCAGUAAAAUCAUCAGAGGCUACAGCUCUUGAAAAUUUAAAAGCUAUAGUUGAGAAUUCAAUGCGAUCAAGAGCCUCAGCUUCUCGACAUAGCGCCACAAUAACAAUCUCAACAUUUGAGUUCGAGUACUUAAAAGGACGUGCAGCAGGAGCUGAGGAACUUGCAGAUAAAAAGGUAGCGGCAGCUCACGCUUGGAUAGAGGCACUGAAGGCCAGCGAGAAAGAGAUACUGAUGAAAACUGAGAUAGCUCAUAGAGAGCUGAGGGAGGAACGUAAUGCACAUGAAACAGAAGAGCCUGUUUUGACAAAAGUAUCAGACAAUGAGGUACAAAUUCCAGGAAGAAAAGUCGACAAGUUUAUAGAGCCUACUAAAAUGCAGCUCGAGGUACCACCAAGGAAAAGUGUAAACAAAUAUGGUACCUUGACACCGUCAAGAAGAUCAAGGGUUCGGACCUCUGCUUCUCCAGCAAAUAGGAAUAUGUCGAAAUCAAAUUCUAGUUCACUUGACAGAAAGAGAAAGGGAGUCCCAACUUUAGCCAAGUUCUUAAGCAGCAACAACAAUGAAAGAAAUCAGUAAACAGUCAAAUACAAGAACACGUACAGUCGCUGUAUGGUGAUAAACAUGAAUCUUUCGAAUAAGGAGGGGUUUGCAGUUCUGUGUGCCGGACAUGGUAAUAUUUAACUAAUUUUGAAUGCCUAGUUCCUUUUUCGUUUCCAGGAACUGAUAAAAGCAUCUACAUUUUACCGAUUAAGCUCCAGUGUCUAUGUGCAAGAUGUUGUAAACUUGAAAUGCAAUGUCAAGAGCUUGAUUGAUAAAGUUAAGAGAUCAUAUGUCAGUUUUGUUUG
Messenger RNA from Daucus carota subsp. sativus, 2583 nucleotides. Its product is annotated as protein PLASTID MOVEMENT IMPAIRED 2. The record is from RefSeq and is a predicted model, not a curated record. Bases 437 to 2314 code for a protein of 625 amino acids. Gene Ontology annotation, biological process: chloroplast avoidance movement; chloroplast accumulation movement. The transcript is spliced from 3 exons. NCBI's taxonomy places the organism in Eukaryota, Viridiplantae, Streptophyta, Magnoliopsida, Apiales, Apiaceae. Gene Ontology annotation, cellular component: cytosol.